Messenger RNA from Papaver somniferum (opium poppy), 2293 nucleotides. Its product is annotated as elongator complex protein 4-like. The transcript is spliced from 12 exons. Gene Ontology annotation, cellular component: transcription elongation factor complex; elongator holoenzyme complex; cytoplasm. Bases 509 to 1594 code for a protein of 361 amino acids. The record is from RefSeq and is a predicted model, not a curated record. Lineage: Eukaryota; Viridiplantae; Streptophyta; Magnoliopsida; Ranunculales; Papaveraceae. Gene Ontology annotation, biological process: tRNA wobble uridine modification.
ACUUAAACCAGAAAUUAGUUUUUUCUUAUUCUUCUCUCCCUCUCAGACUCGGCUUCUGUUUUUCACUAUUCUCUUUGUAAAUCAGAUUCGCUCCUCUGUAAAUCAAAUCACAUCAUCACCAUUCACCAGCAGAAAACAAUCAACAUCAUCACCAGAAGAAAACCAACAGCGUAAGCAAGCUGUAAUACCAUGUUACUGAAGCCGCGGUAUAUGAAAACUGAAGUAGAAACUCCAAAGAGAAUAAGAGGUUUGGACAACUUCUAGCUGUCGAUCUUCGGAGUAUCGAGCCAGCACCUUGGGCAGGUGCUUCAUUAAUCCCACCAAUAUUGUAAAGCUAAUCCGUUAAGAAUUGGUUAAAACCGUAGUAACCGGGAAAAUAACCGAGCCGACUGGGAUCGGUUUCAAACCGAACCGAUCCAUCAGCAGUUCGGUGGCAGUUGUGCCUAAAAACCACACCGACCGACCGUUGUGCACCCCUAGUUCUUUGGUUUACUCGGAAGUUCCAUUCAUGGCUGCUACGAGGAGCAGGACAAGCAGUUUCUCUCGGAAUCAAUCCACUUCACCUUUAUCUCAGAUACAUGGAAUCAAGCCUGGACCUAAUGGAGUCACAUAUGUAUCCUCUGGAAUCCCAGACCUUGACAAGAUUUUAGGAGGUGGGUUUCCAUUAGGAAGUUUAGUAAUGAUAAUGGAAGAUGCAGAAGCACCACAUCAUUUAUUAUUAUUAAGGAAUUUCAUGUCGCAAGGACUUGUACAUAAUCAACCGCUUCUUUAUGCGAGUCCUUCCAAAGACCCAAGAGCUUUUCUUGGUACUUUACCUAGUCCCGUUUUGUCGAAAGACGAAAAAAGUCACAGCAGUAUUGAUCAAGAACAGGAGAAGGGUUUAAGGAUUGCUUGGCAGUACAAGAAGUAUUUUGGGGAGAAUCAACAAAAUUCCGAUAGAAAUGCAACUGAGUACUGCAACGAAUUUGACUUGCGCAAACCACUCGAGAGGCAUAUAUUGAAUGCACAGCGAAUUGAGUGUUUUAGUAUCCAAGAGUCGCCAAGUCUUUCAGCUUUUCGUGAUCGAUGUUCUUCAUUCGUAACUCAAACUUCAAGGAAUGAUGGUGGAACUAUAAGUCCAAGUCGAAUUGCCAUACAAUCAUUCUGUGCUCCACAGUGUUGCUAUUCUGAGAUGGAUUGGGACAUGCUCUCCUUUAUUAGGUCUCUGAAAAGCAUGGUACGGUCUUCAAAUGCAGUUGCAGUGAUUACUUUUCCGCCAUCGCUUCUUUCAUCUUCCUUCUCUAAGAGAUGGCAGCAUAUGGCAGAUACCUUGCUUGCAGUCAGAGCAAUCCCAGACGAGGACAAAGAGUUGGCGAAACUCCUGACUGGCUACCAGGAUAUGGUUGGUUUUCUUCAUGUGCACAAAGUUGCCCAGAUCAAUACACAGGUUCCUGUAAUUCUCGAGGCAACAACAUUCUCGAUAAAGCUCCAACGGCGUAGAUCUUUGGUCCUAGAGAGGCUAAACCAAGCCCCAGUUGACGGUUCAAGUGGUAGUUCACACGGUGUAUCAGGCAGCUGCGGUGGUGGUUCAAAGUCAUCCAUCCUUGAUUUUUAGUUCUAUAAUCUCAAUGAUGAAAACAAAAAUUUGGGUGUUCAACCCCUGGCGAUGUUUGGUUCAAUAUUUGGAGUGCACUGAUUUUUGCAAAGUAAUCAUAGAAUCCCAGGACACAGUAUCUUUCUCAGGCAUUGAAUCAAACAUCUUCUUAGCAGAAACAAUCCCAAGCUUCCCACACUUGGAAUAAGUAUCAAUCAAAGAGUUUGGCACAAAAAUAUCAUAAUAGAAACCAAAUUUCUCAAUAUGGGUGAACUUGACGAAGAAGAAGAUGAUUAGACCCCAGAACAACAAGCUUUCAACAGAAUUGGGUUUGUAUAAUAAUCAGGAAACAGAACAUUCUCCUGCAAAUCAAAGAAAGUAGAGAAAGCUGCUGGAUACUGAGAAUUAUGAGCAAAAGCUCUCAUAAGUGUUGUAAAGAUGAACAUUUGGUUCUUGGAUUUGGUUAAAAAUCUUAACAUUUGAUGACAAAUUGAGUUUAGGUGCUGCAAAUGGGUCUUGAUGAAGAUUUGCUUUCAUGAUUUGUGCUUGCAUUUCUUUUAAAUGCUUAAUGUUUGAACAUUUCUGAAGAUCCAUUAACGUUUGCUCAAACAAUAUUCUUGAGGACACCCAUGUGGGUGCUCUGCAACUUGUUGAACACAGUAUUUCAUUGUAAUCUUCUCAACAUAUGAAUUGAGAAUGAAGAUGAUAAGGUUACUUUUA